GAAAACUUCGGCGAUCAGAAGACACCCGCGGCGAUGGACUUGAACGAGCCCCUUCCCUUCAUUACGUUAACAGAUGACGACUGCUUUGCGAUCUCACCGAAAGCGUCCGAGUACCUGCGCUCUCUGGAAGGCGAGGUGAGCAUCGUCGCGAUUGCAGGGCUGUACCGCACGGGAAAGUCGUACUUGCUGAACCAGUUGCUCGGUCGCACAACGGAGCAUACGAUGUUUGGGGUCGGCGGCACUGUCAACGCCAUGACAAAGGGGAUUUGGAUAUGGGGACAGCCUGUGGGCGACGCCCAUGGCAAGAAGACUAUUGUGUUUAUGGACACGGAAGGCCUCGGGUCGGCGCAGCGCAGCCAGACGCAGGACACGCGCAUUUUCGCGCUCGCGCUGCUCCUGUCUUCGUUCUUCAUCUACAAUUCCCGCGGCGUGAUCGACGCGAACGCGAUCGACGACCUCUCCCUCGUCGUGAACCUCACCAAGUACAUCCAAGUGUCGGCCAACCCGUCAUCGUCGUCGUCGUCGUUGGCCGACUUUUUCCCGUCCUUUCUCUGGGUCGUGCGAGACUUUACGUUGCAAUUAGAAGAAAGCGGCCGCGCCAUUUCUUCGAAAGAGUACUUGGAGAACGCGCUCAAGCCCGCGCAAGGCACGUCGGACGACACGAUCCAUAAGAACCAAGUGCGCAACUUGCUGACCAACUUCUUCCCCGCGCGGGACUGCAUCACGAUGGUCCGGCCGCUCAACGACGAAGCGCUGCUGCGGGAUCUCCCCAAGCAGCCGUUCGAGUCACUUCGAUCCGAGUUCCGGACCCAACUGGCGGCGCUCAAGACGCGCGUAUUCACGGAGCUCCAGCCCAAGACACUCAUGUCCAAGCCCCUCAACGGCGCCAUGCUGGUCACGCUGGCACAAAAUUACGUGGACGCGUUCAACAGCGGCGCCGCGCCCGUGAUUUCAUCGGCAUGGGACCGCGUCGUCCAAGCCCAAUCGGAAGAGUUGCUGGACACGGCCAAGCGCGCAUUCGACACGUCGUUGCCCAUGCCCUGGACAUCCGUCUUGACCGACGACCAACUUGCCGAGGUAUUCCGAGCCGCGGAAACGAAAGCCAUCGACGCGUUGCAUGCGACGGCGGUCGCGCCAGACACGGUGCCGCUCAACCUCCCGCUGCUCCACGACUGGCUCGAGGCCAAGCGCCGCGCGGCGUGGGAAGCCAAUGAUAAACUCGCCAAGCAACAUCUCAUCAAAGAGCUGCAGGAACUGUACGCGCCCAUCACGGCGCAGGUGUGGACGCCCAUGGACGCGUCGUCAUAUGACGUUGUCAUCGACGCAUUGCGAGCUAAACUCGAUGGCUUUGACCACCUGCUCAAGCGAUUCAUUGCAGAGUACCUCGAUCGGACCCAUGGCCUGCCGUCGCAACACUUGAUGCUGUGCUCGUUCUUGGCUGAAAAGGUGAUGGACGGAGUCGUGAAUUGGGGCACGUUGGUCACGGUGCUGUUUCGCCAACAAGACAGCAAUAUGCAGAAAUCCAUCUCGAGUUCGCGGCAAAAGGUGAAAGCGGUCGAAGGCCGCGCCAAGGCGGCGCAGGAGAUGCUCCAGCAGCAAAAAGACACGUUUGAGCGCGCGUUGCAAGGGGUCACGGACCGACUGGCCGAGGACAAGCUCAAUCUCCGCGCAGACAUGGACCACAAGGACGGCGAGAUCAAGCGAACGUUGAUGCAGAUCGACCGGAUUGGCGCUUUGCACACGGAGGUGCUGGACGGGCUCAUGGACGAACUCAAGACCGCCAAGGAAGAGCUCAAGGCCGCCGACGCAAUGUUGGACGCGGCGCGGCGCGAGCAGGACACGGUGGCGCAGGACUCGGCCAAGCAACGGCUGGAAAAUGAGCGCCGCCAACAUGCCAAGGAGCAGGCGUUGCUGGAAGGUCACCACCAGUUGCUGCAGAACGUCGUGACGUUGGAACGCGCGUUGGGCGACCAGCAAGCCGAGCACAUGACGGCUGUGUUCAAGAUGGAGCAGACGUGCCACGCCACCGUGCGCCGGGAAAUCGACGCAUGUGACCAAGCUGCCGCGGAACUCAAGGCGCACACGAUCGCCGACAUCCGCCACCUCAAAACCAAACAAGAAGGCGAGUUGCGCGCACUCACGACUGAAUUGGACGACCGCCAGGCCGUGCUUAGCGCCAUGCAGGAGCGACUGGAGAUGCAACGGCGAGUCGGCAUGACGCCCGCGGCCAAGCGAGGGGGUGGCAAGGACGACUGCAUCGUGUCAUAAGAACCCCAUGACAAUAAUGUCCAGCUGUUUUGGGUUGGAUCGUGCUUAGGAUGACAGGAUGAGAAAAACAAACUUUAGAGAGUUGGUUCAGUGUGUAGUAGUGUACGGUACAGUAAAAAGCGACGGCAUGCGACAACGCUGGCAACAACGUCAUCGCCGCGGGCUAACUACCGUACUUUAUCGGGAAGUAGUCUGCCAUCGUUGCGAGCAUUAUGUAUUGGUUCCUUGCUUGGGCGUACCAUAUACGUUGGAGAUAAUAU
This is a messenger RNA of Aphanomyces astaci, 2528 nucleotides long. RefSeq lists its product as hypothetical. The transcript is spliced from 4 exons. Bases 34 to 2268 code for a protein of 744 amino acids. Gene Ontology annotation, molecular function: GTPase activity; GTP binding. The record is from RefSeq and is a predicted model, not a curated record. NCBI's taxonomy places the organism in Eukaryota, Oomycota, Saprolegniomycetes, Saprolegniales, Verrucalvaceae.